Molecule: messenger RNA, 708 nt
Organism: Neodiprion fabricii
Lineage: Eukaryota; Metazoa; Arthropoda; Insecta; Hymenoptera; Diprionidae
Product: MFS-type transporter clz9-like
Exons: 1
Coding region: 1-708 (235 amino acids)
Cellular component (GO): nucleus
Molecular function (GO): DNA binding
Source: RefSeq, a predicted model, not a curated record
AUGGCUGGGAAAGGUUUUUUCAGUAACUUCAAGAAAAGAAAUCCAGAUUCAGCUCUGAGAACGCCCGAGCCGACAAGCUUGAGCCGAGCGACUGGUUUUUAUAAGGCACAAGUCAAUCGAUUUUAUGACCUUCUUCUAAAACUUCAAGAACAGUUCAGUUUUCAAGCUUCACAAGUGUACAAUGCUGAUGAAACAGGAGUCACCACCGUCCACAAAAAUGACAAGGUAUUGUCAGUAAAAGGGAAAAAACAAGUUGGGAAGCUCACGUCAGCAGAACGAAGUCGUAAUAUUACCACCGUGUUUGCUAUGAAUGCAGUGGGUCACUUUGUACCGCCCAUGUUCAUUUUCCCAAGGGCAAAAAUGGAGAAAAAUGGUCGUCUGAUGGUUGGUGCUCCUCCAGAAAGUAUUGGCGUCGCGGCUAAAAGUGGCUGGAUGAAUGGAGAGCUGUUUCUUCAGUGGCUUCAACAUUUCCAGCGACAUGUUCAUUCUUCUGAAGCUCAUCCGAUUCUCUUGAUCUUGGGUGGACAUUCUAGCCACAAAGAGUUGAGUGUUAUUGAAUAUGCUCGAGAUCACCAUAUUCACAUGCUACGCACUGCUCAACACACAACACAUCGACUGCAGCUCCUCGACUGUGCAUUUUUUAAGCCUUUCAAACAGGCUUAUGGAUCGGCAGGUGCAACGUGGAUGCGUCGAAAUCCUGAAGCUUGA